Hermetia illucens (black soldier fly) is the source of this 2840-nucleotide messenger RNA. RefSeq names its product stathmin-1-A (gene stai). Gene Ontology annotation, cellular component: cytoplasm; neuron projection. Gene Ontology annotation, biological process: neuron projection development; microtubule depolymerization; regulation of microtubule polymerization or depolymerization. Bases 607 to 1521 code for a protein of 304 amino acids. The record is from RefSeq and is a predicted model, not a curated record. Lineage: Eukaryota; Metazoa; Arthropoda; Insecta; Diptera; Stratiomyidae. The transcript is spliced from 7 exons. Gene Ontology annotation, molecular function: tubulin binding.
GUGUAUCCGUGAGUCCUGUUCAGUCCUUUUUCUGAGCGUGUAAAGUAUUCACGGAAAUCAGAGUGAAACUCCGUCAUCCCAGUUGUGUGUCCGUUGAUCGUUUCGUCUCGGCUCAUAAAAGGUUUUUCUUUCCUUUUUUCUCUCCGUUUUGUCCGUACUGCGAUACGAAUUUCGAGGAGAAUUUUAGUAGUGUGCCCCGCCCUAGCAACAGACUGAAUCAAUCCUUCGGUUUCGUACGCGAUUUCAAAGGAAGAAAAUUCGGUUACUCGGCUAUUAUAUCCUUGAAUCUUACGUUGAUUUUCGACUAGAGCCUUUUGGGUUUUUCUGUUCUCCCCGGGGAAAAGAGAUAUUUUAAAAUUGUUUUUCAUCCGUUUUCGGUGGAUUUCGGAAAUUAGUUUUCGUCGAAGGUAGCGCGUACCUACCCAUUGGCUGUUUGGCAUCCUGAAAGGAAAGCCGGUUCGUUAAUUUCGUCCACGACCUACGCAAAAUUUCGGUUUUUCGGUCGAUCGUGUAACUUAAGGACUGUUGUCGUGUUGCUUUAGCCGUCAACCCUCCAAAUUUCCUACGUUCAUUUGAAAGCCGAGGAAGUUAACUAAUCGCAUCAAAAUGAUUAUUGGAUUAGUUAGAGAUUCAGUUAUGCAGUGCUUCUGCCACACGUGCCGGGCACCUGUAUUGCCGGCAGCUGUGGCUUCAAAACGGUUUGCAGCGCCUAUGAAGAAAAGUAAUAAAAUCCGAGCAAAACAGCCACGCUCAUCAAAGAAAGUGAAAUUUAUUACAACUGAAAUUCGUUGCCAAGAGAAAUCCAAGGGAGGCUUGAGCUACGAAGUCAUUUUAGCUGAACCGGCACCAAAUGCAACACUGCCAAAACGUCCAACAACUCCCGGUAAAAAUGUAUCGGUCGAAGAAAUUGAACAAAAACUUAAAGCUGCCGAAGAGCGUAGAGUCUCGUUAGAAGCUAAGAAAAUGGCCGAAUUAUCGGCUAAAAUGGCUAAAAUAGAGGAAGCAUCACGUAAGAAGGAUGAACUCAACAACGAAUUUAUCACGCAAACUAAGGAAGCUUUGGAAACAAAGAUGGAACAGUAUGAGGGUAAACGUGAAGCUAUUAUUAGUGAUUUAAAGGAAAAACUAAAGAUUCAUUCACAGGAAAUCGAGAAGACACGAACAACAUUGGAGCAACAAAAAACCAUAGAACGUGUGGCCAUUGAGGAAAAAUUGAAAACUGCCCAAUCAUUACGUGAUGAUAACAUCAAGAAAAUGUUGGAACGCCUAAAGGAACAUAACACAGUAAAAAUCGCCGAAAUAAAAAAUCACAUCGAUACACUGGAGAAUCAAAAAGUCGAGGAAACAACGCGCAUUAUUGAGAACAAAUUGUACACAGCCGAACAGAAUCGUGAGAAGGAAAUACAAAAGAAAUUAGAGAAUAUUCGAAAACAUGAAAAGCGUGCAGAAAUGGUUCGUCAGAAUAAAGCAGCAUUGACCACCGGAAACGAAGGAGAAAGUGAGAGUCCAAUUACUGCUUAAUCUGGUUAAAAACUAUACACCGCUAAUUAUAAAAUAAUAAAAAAUAAUGGAAACAUCUGAGAUCUAACAAAUAUUAAGAAAAUACAAAACCUAUUAUUACAAUUCGACAUAUUAACGUUUAAUAAACAGAAGAACAACAACCAACACGAGAAAAAUAUUGUAAUUUGCCACAAUUAAGGAUAUUAUUAUGAGUUAAGAACUUCUUCUGCUUCUUUCAUUACAACAGAUAUUCAUUUCAUUUCUUUUAACUAAAAUUUAUUAUAUAUUUUUAAAUUAGUCUUAGUCAUUAAAACAAAAUGAACACAAAAUAAAUUGUUUUCCAAAUAUACGCCACUGUAGUGAAAAGUUGUUUUCUCUUAAUUGCAUUAAUUCAAUUUUCAACUUUAACAAAGAAGAAAUGACUUGAUUUCCGAGCUUGAUUGAGAAUUACACACAUGCAUUCAUUCAUUCACACAUUUGUUGAUCUUUCUCGUUCGAUUUUGCAUUAAAACAUACAAAUCUUAGAAUCCUUUUGAUUGACAAUUGCUAAAUUGAUUGUAUGAAAAUCUGCUUGUCUAAAUCUUAUACACUCCGAAGGCGAAAGCAAGAGAAAAUGACGCUUUUCAAGCAACACAAACAGCAACAAAAGACUUUGAAAGAUCUAAACUAAAAAUCACCGUAACCUUCUACAUUCGCGUACAAGUGUGAAAUGUUUAGUGAUCUGAAACCGUUUGUUUGGAGUUACGAUAGAUAUUUUGGGUUCAACUUAAUGGAGAGAAUAUUUACCUAACAUAACAAAUUUAUAUCGAAAAAUAUUAACUUGAGAGACUACUUAACUGUAUUAUCGAAGGAGAAAAUCCACAUGCUAUAAUCAAAACCCGCUCAUUUUAAACGCUUCAAGAGAAAUUUCUUUUCAAACUAUAACGCCUCUAUAUAUCCCCUUGGAAGGAAGAAGACAGAAGCUAAAUAAUAAUUCACAUCAUUCGACGAAAUGAGAAUCGUUUAAGACAAUUAACACAAUUUAUAUAUAUUCUAUAUGAAACGAUUAUUUCUGUUUAAUCAAUCAGCACUGAAAGGAGCAUGAAAUCUGCCCAAAUUUUCGUGGGCGUGUGUCUCUUACGAUUCACCAGUGAAUCUGCCUCAGUGCAUUGAUUUUUGGAUUUAAGCAAAAAAGCUAGAAAAUUUAAGAAAAAAAUAUAACACAAAAGAUAACAUUCGAAAGCGAGAAGCAGCUAACAUUGAUUGGAAAUGGGAGUGGGAGUAACACAACUGAGAUGAUGAUUAUAUAUAGUUCUUAGGAAGUAAGUUUUAUUAUUUUUUACAAGGUGAAAAUGAAACAA